AUGGGUCGUGGAGCGGACGCCCAGCAUGAAGUGACGCUGAGAAAAAGUCCAGACGGUUUGGAGCACCAGUCUGGCAAAAGAAGGAUGAGCGACAGAGAGGAAAAAACGCACAAGAGAAAGCGUUCAGAGAAUAAAUCAAGUUCUGUUAAAGAUACGAGUGAUGAUAAUGAUUCAUCUUUCGAGGUUCAUGCGGAAGCAGCGUCGGCAACUCAUGUGCAUUGCACUGAUGAAGAAGAUGAAAAGAUUAAUGAUACGAUGAGGGACAAAGACAACUUGGUUCCUGAAACUUCGGUUGGAGAUCAAUCAGGAGGCGCAUUAUGUGAGGAUAAAAGUAAUUUGAACCUUUCUCUCGAACUUGUUUCGCCUACAACAGCAACUGACAGAAAUUCAGAUGAACAUCCAUUUGGUGUCAACAUUGAAAUCAUAGUGGAACCAAAGGAUGCAACUCCAAAUUAUCCGCCCGAUGAAGAUAGUGAAACUAAGAACACUGAAUCCGAGAAGAAGAACAUUUCCAAUAAUGCAAUAGAUGGACCUUCACGGUCUAACACGGGAAAACUUCCUCUCGAUUAUACGGAGACAACUGGACUGAAUUUGUCUUUGUUUCCAACUGAUUCAACUGCCCAAAGCCAAAUCAAUCAGGAGGCAUCUCAAGGAUGCUUCAUGCUGGUUCUGAAAGGAAAAGGAAAAGGAAAAGAAAAAGAAAAAGAAAAAGAAAAGGAAAAAGGAAAAGGAAAAGGAAAGGGAAAAAAGGUGCAAGUGAAACUUUUUGGUGUCACUUAUGAAGUAGAACAACCUGAACAGGCGUCGGAGGUCUCUCAAGAAUUUCCAGAGCCCAUUGAAGCUUCUCAACAACAACAACAACAACAACAACAACAACAACCACUAUCAUGUUCAGAUUUUGAGAACAAAGGCCAUGUCGAAGGAAAAGCUCUGCAGCACUGCUUUGGAGAAGGCUCAUCCUCAUCGCGAUCCUUGCUCGAAAACUCGCCUGAAAACUAUCAGAGAGACCCGACUGAGUGGCUGGAAGAAGAAUUGGACUGUCUUUGGGUCGGCGUGAGAAGACACGGCCAGCAAAGCUGGAACACUCUGUUAGCUGAUCCGAACCUUUCCUUCAAGAGGUUCAGGGUCGCUGAGGAUUUCAACAAGCAAUGGGAGAAAGAAUUGGCAAAGAUUCUUAACGGCAUAAUGAUCCCCCAUCCUAUUUCUGUUAAACCUCCUCUAGCUCCUCCAUUCGGGCGAGCUUUAGUGAGAACUGCCUGCCCGAACAACCGACAGCUGAACUCAUCCCAUGCCCGAAUCCAGACGCAUCAAACUUCAACAGGACCUUCAAAGAGCACUCUUCCACAUUGGCUUGUCGACGCAUUGAAGGCGAACCAAAAGAACUCGGAGCCUCCACCUUCAUCUUCUUCUCCAAAUGCUGCGGAUCCAGGCUGUGGAGAAAAUAAAAGGAAGCGACCGGCGUCUGAUGAAGGCGUGGGCAGCAGUUACAACUAAUAGAACUAGCCCGGUGAGGCCUCCGUCGAUGACAAGGGCUGGCUGGCCGGCUGGGCGCGACAGGUCUCUGUUCUGAGUAAUUUAAAUUUAUCAUGCAUUCUGGAUGAUGAUAGCUUUGACAAUUUGUGUUGGAACCUUUGAACAUUCUGAACUUAGAAUUUGUGUGAAUUCAACUGCUCUUGAAUAAAUCAUGAACUUUU
This is a messenger RNA of Zingiber officinale, 1694 nucleotides long. RefSeq lists its product as uncharacterized. Bases 1 to 1494 code for a protein of 497 amino acids. The transcript is spliced from 5 exons. NCBI's taxonomy places the organism in Eukaryota, Viridiplantae, Streptophyta, Magnoliopsida, Zingiberales, Zingiberaceae. The record is from RefSeq and is a predicted model, not a curated record.